AUACUCUUUUGUACUUACGUUAGCCGGCUGAGGUUGGGGACUUGGAGCUGUAGAGCUGAUCAAACUCAUCGGUUGAAAAACAUACUGCCGGCAAGAUGUGGCAUGCAGCCUUCCUCCUGUUGGCUGCCAGCUUGUCAGUGAGCCUGGCCAGACCCCACCUCCAUCCACUGUCUAGUGAGAUGGUCAACCACAUCAAUAAACUGAAUACUACCUGGAAGGCUGGCCACAACUUCCAUAACGUCGAUUAUAGUUAUGUGCGCAAGCUGUGUGGUACAAUGCUGAAGGGACCCAAACUGCCAGUCAUGUGAGUCUUAGUCAUAUGUUCUGUGCUGCCAAAAGAAUUUGAUGCUAGACAGCAGUGGCCUAACUGUCCCACUCUGAAAGAGAUCAGAGACCAGGGCUCCUGUGGAUCCUGCUGGGCGUUUGGUGCUGCAGAGGCCAUCUCUGAUCGUGUAUGCAUUCACAGCAAUGGGAAGGUCAAUGUGGAGAUCUCCUCAGAGGAUCUGCUGACCUGCUGUGACAGCUGUGGCAUGGGAUGUAAUGGUGGCUACCCUUCAGCUGCCUGGGACUUCUGGGCAAGUGAAGGGCUGGUCUCUGGGGGUCUCUAUGAUUCCCACAUUGGCUGCAGGCCCUACACCAUCGCCCCCUGUGAGCACCAUGUGAAUGGCAGCAGACCUCCCUGCACUGGGGAGGGUGGUGACACACCAGAGUGUGUCCGCCAGUGUGAGUCUGGAUACACACCAAGCUAUACACAGGACAAGCACUAUGGUAAAACAUCUUACAGCGUGCCAUCAGACGAACAGCAGAUUCAGUAUGAGAUCUACAAGAACGGCCCUGUAGAGGGAGCGUUUACAGUCUAUGACGACUUUGUUCUGUACAAGACUGGUGUUUAUCAACAUGUGUCUGGUUCUGCUGUCGGUGGUCACGCCAUCAAGAUCCUGGGCUGGGGAGAGGAAAAUGGCACUCCCUACUGGCUCUGUGCCAACUCCUGGAACACUGAUUGGGGUGAUAAUGGAUACUUUAAAUUCCUGCGUGGUUCAGAUCACUGUGGUAUUGAAUCUGAGAUUGUGGCAGGGAUUCCCAAAUAAAAACUAAGGUUUUCAGCUGUAGCAUCAUUACACUAUCACUAGAGGGCGAUGCACUCCACUGACCAGAAGACACAGCUGACAAAAUUAACUGCUUUUAGUCUUUUUUACCUAAAGCGCGCUGAUCACUUUGCACACCGGCUUUAAAAACUAAAGCGAGGUGAAUUUGCAGAUGGGAUGUGACAGAAAUGUGAUGAACCUGAGGAGAAAGUGCUGGAGUUGAUGUUUUCACCUCUUAGACAGACAGGAGAAAUUUUAUUUUAGACAGGCAUUAGCAU
Pundamilia nyererei is the source of this 1363-nucleotide messenger RNA. It is a transcript of the gene ctsba, whose product is annotated as cathepsin Ba. Gene Ontology annotation, molecular function: cysteine-type endopeptidase activity. Lineage: Eukaryota; Metazoa; Chordata; Actinopteri; Cichliformes; Cichlidae. The transcript has 11 exons. The record is from RefSeq and is a predicted model, not a curated record. Gene Ontology annotation, biological process: proteolysis; regulation of catalytic activity.